AGACCGGGCGCUGGAGCGGCGCUGGACUGGCUGCUGGAGGACCCCAGCCUCUCUGCACCAUGGCUACUCCCAGCAAGGCCGUUAUUGUUCCCGGGAACGGAGGUGGCGAUGUCGCCACCCACGGCUGGUACGGGUGGGUGAAAAGGGGGCUGGAACAGAUACCUGGUUUCCAGUGUUUGGCUAAAAACAUGCCUGACCCAAUUACAGCGCGAGAGAGCAUCUGGCUGCCCUUCAUGGAGACGGAGCUUCACUGUGAUGAGAAGACCAUCAUCAUAGGCCACAGUUCCGGGGCCAUUGCAGCCAUGAGGUAUGCAGAAACACAUCAAGUAUAUGCUAUUGUAUUAGUGUCUGCUUAUACCUCAGACUUGGGGGAUGCAAAUGAGCGCGCAAGUGGAUACUUUAACCGUCCCUGGCAGUGGGAAAGGAUAAAAGCUAAUUGCCCUCACAUUGUGCAGUUUGGCUCUACUGAUGAUCCUUUCCUUCCCUGGAAAGAACAGCAAGAAGUGGCUGAUAAGUUGGAAGCGAAAUUGUACAGAUUCACUGACCGUGGUCACUUUCAGAACACAGAGUUUCACGAACUGGUUAAUGUGGUAAAGUCUAUGUUGAAAGUACCAGGGUAAACAGGAUUAUUUCUGCUAUUCUGUGUCCCAAGAUAUAGGUAGAACAACAAUCAGAUUACUGUUAGAUACUACGAGGUGAUUACUGGACAUGAGACCAAAAUAAGUUCUUUUAAAAAAUGCCUUAAAAACACACUUUUUGGUGCUCAGGGUUAAGUGACAAAUAGCAUUUCCAUUUCCCUUUAAAUCUACACUUCCUUAAGUUGUUGUGAAAUAAAUAUAGCAGUUUUCUAUUUGAUAGGGGACUAAGGAGUGCUUAAUUCCCCUUAUCCAGAGUAAGACUGAAAAAACCCAGUCGUCCUGACUCCCAGUCCAGAUGAAAGCUAAGAAGGUAUCAGCUGUGUUUUAAGAUUUACAUUCCUCUUUGAGAUAAAACUUUUCCGUUGAGGAAAGAAAACAUAGCAAAAGGUCCAGAAUUGGCUUAUAGCUCAAAACACCAACUGCUGCUUCAAACUGGCCCAAGACAUUAAACCCAGACUUAGGCCUUACUGGUUGGACACAGUUUGAAUGAUUCCAGUCAUUCAAAUGUGCUGAGGUGGUACCACCUCAGGAUACCACAAAAUGAGCGUGCAAGGAUCAGGCAGUGAGUGUAAGCACAGCCCAUAUAUGUUUAUGUAUAUAUAUGUAUACGUACAUAUAAUAUAUACGUAUAUUUGUAUACUACAUAUAUGUAUCUCAGCACACAGUCAACGAGACUGACUUAAAACCAGUCAAGAAUUAGGGCAAUGUGUCAAGAAUAGUAGAAAUAAGUACCAGGAGAUUGUUUCCAUGGCUUGGAGGCUGGUCUCUCAUUCUGGGUAACUCAGGAAAGGGACCACCAAGUAAAAUGUGGUUGGAGGUCAUGUGGGGGAAGGGUGAUGCGGCCGAAUACAGACUAGAGACUGAACACAAUGGCCACUCAACACCUUUAUUGCAAACCACAACACCUAAUCAGAGAGAAAGAACAAAAGGGAAUUCCCUGCCAUAGUGGCAGGGUGGGGUGGGGGGAGACGGGACUGGGGAGGGGGGGAGGGAUGUUGGGUUUACUGGUGGUGGAGAAUGGGCACUGGUGAAGGGAUGGGUUAUCGAACUUUGUAUGGGGGAAACAUGAGCACAAAGAUGUAUGGAUCUGUAACUGUACCCUCACGAUGACUCUCUAAUUAAAAAUAAACUAAUAAUAAAAAAAAAGAAUUAGGGCAAUGUGGAGGGCUUAUGUAUGAAUUAUUAACAUGUAUGAACAUGGCAAGGUAUUGCCAUUUUUUUUUUAUAGGAUAAAAUUUCAGAGUGGUUUGUAUAGUCAGGGAAUACAUAUGUUGGUACAUGUAAUAUAUAUUCACAGGAGUUAUUUGAAAAAUGAAAUUACCAAUGAGUUAUUAGAAUAAUUACCUUGCAUACAUAGGAAUUGUCUGAAUUAUCAACUGCAGUGUAAAACUGAUAAAUACUGCAAAAAUACAAAAUUCAAGCCAUCCAUAUGAAUACUGGCAUAGUAUUUUUUUUCCAGUUGUGCCUGUGAACUUUAACUCAGAAUGUGUCUUUACAUGGGCUUGAGAAACUCACGACUUUUGUUUUAAUGCUGCACUUCUUAAACCCAGCUAUCACAUCAUAUAACAAGCCUUUCUCAAGGCUAGGAUACAGAUAGCUUGGCUAGUAUGAAGUGCUAUACUGCCAUAGUAUUUCCCUAGAUGCUUGAAGUGAUUCUUUGUAAAGCUUGAGAAAUAAAGAUGUCAGAAGAUGAAUCCUGGGCACCAUUUGCUUUUGUUACAAAUCCCAAUCUUUAUUUCAGGGGGGAAAGGUCACACCCAGGAGCACUCAGGUUCACUCCUGACAGAGUGCAGGGGAACUUAUGUGAUGUCCCAGGAAAGACAGUCAUCCUACUCAUUGUACUAUCUCUCCAGCCCUGGCCUACCUAUCUUUUAACUUUUAUGAUAUUUAAGAUCUCUUUCAUGGACCAUUUCAUGAUUUGAUUGUUUUGAUCAUAUUCUCUCAAAAGACCCUUCUUAAUUUCCUGACAUUUUGGGGACCACUAUAUCCUUUAUGAGGCCUCAAACAAUUCCCAGUGAAUCCACACCUAAUGUACAACCUGAUGUUUGCUGCAAUGUGAAUUCCCACAGUGUGCCUAGAAGUUAUUCAAAAUCCAUCAAAUAAACCUCAAAAUACUUUUGAUUUCAAAAUCUGCUCCCUCUUUCAAAAAACAUGUUUCCAGAAAAGACUCUAAAUUUCAGCAGUAGUUAUCUUUAGAGAAUGAAGACUCUCGUAGGUUUGUUAUAGUAGAAAUCUUUUUUAAAUUUUGUACACAUUAAUGAUUAUUUGAAAUUGUCAUAGUAAAUGUAUUCAUAACGAAAAUAUAAUUAAGAUUAAAACAAUUCAUAUAAUUUAAAAGCAAAUUAGAUAAAUUAGUUGACUGUCUUCCUAAAAGAGGCUACUUAGCAUUCAUUUAACUGUAAUUAAAGUCUACUGAACUAUUUGGAAUUAGUAACUGUUCUACUAACUCUUGUUUUCUUAAUUCCUUUCUCAAAAAAAGACAAACUUGUACAGAGAAGUUUUAACACUUUAUUGUUCUUUUCUUCCAUAGGAAAAGCAAAUAUAGACAACUAAGGAUAAAUUGUAUAUUAUUCCCAUAAAUAAACAUUUAUGUGAUUA
Molecule: messenger RNA, 3236 nt
Organism: Sorex araneus (European shrew)
Lineage: Eukaryota; Metazoa; Chordata; Mammalia; Eulipotyphla; Soricidae
Gene: RBBP9
Product: RB binding protein 9, serine hydrolase
Exons: 5
Coding region: 60-620 (186 amino acids)
Molecular function (GO): hydrolase activity
Source: RefSeq, a predicted model, not a curated record